This is a messenger RNA of Lichtheimia ornata, 1242 nucleotides long. RefSeq lists its product as uncharacterized. The transcript is spliced from 3 exons. The record is from RefSeq and is a predicted model, not a curated record. The coding region runs from base 1 to 1242 and encodes 413 amino acids. Lineage: Eukaryota; Fungi; Mucoromycota; Mucoromycetes; Mucorales; Lichtheimiaceae.
AUGGACGUAGAUGGCCAGCCAUCCAAGCCUGUGCCAAUGCGCCCUGAAAAGAGAAACACGCUCUUGGCUCUACUCAAAGCCAAUCCAGGGUAUUGGUGGAUUGACGUCAUGUGUGCUCGUGUUGACACUCCGUUGGUAAUUAUGGGUAGCAUUUACCGAUUUUGUGGUACAUGUCAUGUCAUGGUGGAUUGCCCCUCUGAUCUUAUAGCCGACUUGAAAAAAUCACGGUUAACGGACUUCGAUCAUUCACUUACACCGCUCUAUCUCGAUGCCAGUCAACGAAACGGCUACCGCACUGAUGAACGUUUCGAUACGGCUCGUCAAACGCAAUGGAAAGCUUCCAAAUCUCAUCAUAAUCUUAUUAGACUUCACAAUGUCAUCAACAGGUUCCAAGCCGAAUUUAAUUGCAUGCAACAACUUCUCGAUAGCGGGUGGUUUCGCCGCUUGUGGACACUUCAAGAGGUUGCCUUGCCAACGGAAAACGUUCACCUCGUAUCCGAGCAAUGUGGCCCUGACAAUAAUGUGAUUUACUUUGACUACAACGUGGUGGAUCGUGUAUCGCAAAAGAUCUUUUAUGUAUCAUCAAGUACUACAUCAUCCCUCGAACCAGAGACAAUAGACCAGGUGAUUGGCACAUCAGGAGCUCAUCUGCUGUUUAAUAAAGAAACAGCUGGUAGUGAUCAAUAUCGCUACAAGGUUGGCAUUUUUUCCGAUGACCGGACGCCUGCUCAAUAUUAUCUCAAGUGCCUACUUGUUCCCGAUCAUCCUUUGAAAGCUGUCUGCUUACGUGCAGCGUUGUCGGUAUUUGCCAAUAGCUCACGGAAAUGCUAUAUGCCAGAGGAUUAUGUUUAUGGUGUCCUUGGUUUGCUCUCACUGGAUAUCCCCAGGAUGCAGGAUCCACAACGCGUAUGGGAAACUUUUAUCCAAAAGCUUGAAGGUCUGCUCAUAGAAUUGUCAGAAGAUUACUACCAAGGAUUGUCUUAUUUUUCGAUAACCGAAAAGGCCAAAACAUUUCAACUAGCCGAGGCAAAGGAUAUGGCAGAUGUAUACAGCGGUCUUGUGGUGAUGGAACUCAAUAAUUGGAAUGUAAGCAUCUUUGAAAGCAUGAAGAUGUUUCAAAGACAAAGACCUGACAAGGAGUAUCCACCAGAAUAUGUUGUUGGCUAUCUCAAAAGAACCUAUAUACUUAGGCAUCUUCUGCCUAAAGGCUACAAAUCAUCAAAGACCCGAUUUUACAUCUGA